AUAUUUGUCUACUAUUAGAAAACUUUUAUCUGCAGUAAACUACUUCAAAAUUAUUUGAUGUCAUGUAAUCUACUUCAAAAUUUACGCCAAAAGAACACGAAAUUUACAUGCGCUGUAACAAAAAAGUUACCCAAUCAUGAAAGCAAGAAUCGAAGAGAAAAAUUAUUUAAAAAGCAAAAAGAAAACAGUAAGAAAAAGGAAAGGGAAUAAUGGAACAAAAAUGAAAAAAAAUUGGAAGGAUGAAAUUAAUCGAAAGCAGCUCAUCCGAUUCCCCUGAGGCGAUUAUGGUGUCUCCUCCUUCUCACUCUCGCUCUUAGUAGUAGUCUUUCUUCUCCGAUCGCCGACUAACCUCCGGAGCUUUCUUCGGCGGUCUCUCCUCUCUGUUUUCUACUUGAGGUUUCUCUCUUCUCUUACUUUUUUUAUUCUUUGUGCAUAUCUCUCUUCUCUUACUUUACUCACCAAAUUUCUAGGAAUACUUUUUCUCCUGAGAUUUGGGCUUUUAAUUUAGCUUAAUUCUUCUGUUAAGUAGAAAUAUAUCAUGGCGAAUCUAUGAAAUUAUUUCUUCUGUUAAGUAGACAUUGAAAUUUGUUACAAUGGCGAAUCGUGUUUUUUUUUUGGUCUGUCUCCAUUUUUUGGUAUUGUCUCUAAGAAAAUAAGACGUUUGUGGUAUUUAGUUUAUUAGGCGAAUUGGAUUUGUUGAAGCAUGGAUAACUUGUAUCUUAAUCCCUUGGGGUUAGUUAGAUGAAUUGAAUGGUCGAGGGACCAUUUUGCUUUUUCAUGGGAAACCCUGGCUGAGGGGACCGUGAUUGGGAUCGAAACCUAACUUGCUGUCUCAUUUUGUUAGUUCAAUCUUUAUUGCUGGAGAUAGAUCCCUUUCAUUGGCUUAGCUUGGUGCCGUUUUCUUUGACAUAUACUUAAUUCAAUAUGUGUGUAUCUGUAGACUCAAUAGUAAGCUUUAGAUUAACCCUUUAUUUCAUUUAAACCUUAGCUAAGAACUUUCUGCAAGUACAAAGAAGGAAUGGGUAGGGAAGGGUUUGCAAUUAUGAUGGCUAUAGGGUUUUAAUUGACUUGUUGAAGUCGUGUUCUUUAACAAGUUGUUGAUUUUCUGGGCAAUCUGAUUUGAGGAGUGUGGGACCAGUUGGAAUAAAUGCCACUUAGUUUUUGUGUGAUGGAGAGCACAAGAGGGAGCUAAGAAAAGUAAUACCCUUUCUCUUGCCCUUUUUGUUGGUCUGGGUGAAACAUAGCAAGGUUUCUCUUGCUGAGGUUAUUGAUAAACGGGUGAGUUAAAUAAAAACGUUGAUCAGCAGUGUGUGGUGCUUGGAAUUCAUAAGGUUUUUCUUCUUUCUUAUGCUUUUGGUAGUUAAUGGUAUUGUCUAUUAGGUAUCUGUUUGGGUUGCCAGCGUUAUUUAUAGGCUUGACAAGUUUUCUCUUAUUUUUGAUGUUUGGCUUUCAUUUACAAUCACUAGUUCUGCAAACUUAUGGUUGUUUCAGUUUUUGUUACUCUGGCUUUUGGUGAUAGGUCUAUGAAAUCAACCCACAUCUUGAAUGGACUGCAACAUGGUAUCUUCGUUCCCGUGGGACUGGGAGAAUUUGAUCAUGUCCAAUCAGUCGAAGACUGAAAAUGAAAAAAAACAGCAAUCUACUGAGUGGGAAUUUGAAAAAGGUGAAGGAAUUGAAUCUAUAGUUCCAGAUUUCUUAGGCUUUGAGAAAGUCAGUAGUGGCUCUGCUACUAGUUUCUGGCACACUGCCGUAUCAAAAAGCUCGCAGUCGACCUCUAUCAACUCAUCAUCUCCCGAGGACAAACGAUGCAAUCUUGCAUCACAAAGUUCCCCUGGAGAUUCUUCCAGCAACAUAGAUUUUCUCCAGGUGAAACCAUCCACAGCUCUCGAGGUACCUAUUGCCUCAGCUGAAUCAGAUCUUUGUUUGAAACUAGGAAAGCGGACAUACUCUGAAGAAUUUUGGGGUAGGAACAAUAAUGACCUUUCAGCGGUUUCUAUGAAUUUGUUGACUCCAUCUGUUGUUGCUCGGAAGAAAACCAAAUCGUGUGGUCAGAGCAUGCAAGUUCCGCGUUGCCAAAUUGAUGGCUGUGAGCUGGAUCUCUCAUCUUCUAAGGAUUAUCAUCGCAAGCAUAGAGUCUGCGAAACGCAUUCAAAGUGCCCAAAAGUUGUUGUGAGUGGCCUGGAACGUCGUUUCUGCCAACAGUGUAGCAGGUUCCAUGCUGUCUCAGAAUUUGAUGAAAAGAAACGAAGCUGCCGCAAACGUCUUUCUCAUCAUAAUGCAAGGCGUCGCAAGCCACAAGGAGUAUUUCCACUGAAUUCAGAGAGGGUGUUCGAUCGAAGACAGCAUACAAGUAUGUUGUGGAAUGGGUUGUCCCUUAACACGAGAUCUGAAGAAAAGUAUACAUGGGGUACCACUUAUGAGACAAAGCCUACACAGAUGGAAAGCGGCUUUACUCUGAGCUUCCAGAGAGGUAAUGGCUCUGAGGACCAACUGUUUACUGGUAGCACCCUCUCUUUCUCUGCGUUUCAAACAUCUGGUGGGUUCUCAGCAGGGAAAUCCAACAUUCAACUUCCAGACAAAGGUUGAUAUCUUCACUUCUUUACCACAUCUUGUAUUUGUUGUGCAUAUUUGCUGAUGGAUUGGCCUUUUUUAGAUCUCUGGUUUUGAAACUGAGUAAUAUGUUUUGGCAGGUGUGGGAGAAUGCUCAGGAGGCCUCCAUGAAUCUCAUGAUUUCUACAGUGCUCUCUCUCUUCUGUCAACUACUUCGGAUUCACAAGGGAUCAAACACACUCCCGUGGCCGAACCACCGCCAAUAUUUGGCACUUUCCCUAGUCAUUUCAUCUGAAAGAGUUAAAAAAUGCGAAGUCACUCCAUAAAAAGUCGGGUUGCAUCAUCCGAUGGAGUUUGACAGUUUGUUUUCAAAUAAAAUAAAAAUGUGCAACAUCCAUUGCUCAAGCUAAACCAGUCACUCGGUUAGCUCAGCUUUUCUUAUACAUUUCCAAACAUAUUGUCAAUUUCCUUCUGGAUUCUGUUGGUAUGACAACUUUGUUACUCUGUCAAACAUGUCUACGACUAUUUUAAAACCAUUUCAGAGAUUAUUGAUGUUGUAAGUUUUUGAUAUUAUUUUUAACUUCUUUGCAUAGUGAAAGUGAGAAUUAUGAAAGACAACUUCUGCUUUUUAAAA
Molecule: messenger RNA, 3184 nt
Organism: Arabidopsis thaliana (thale cress)
Lineage: Eukaryota; Viridiplantae; Streptophyta; Magnoliopsida; Brassicales; Brassicaceae
Gene: SPL10
Product: squamosa promoter binding protein-like 10
Exons: 3
Coding region: 1546-2586 (346 amino acids)
Cellular component (GO): nucleus
Molecular function (GO): DNA binding
Source: RefSeq, marked reviewed